This is a messenger RNA of Cetraspora pellucida, 1467 nucleotides long. The record is from the annotation of a GenBank genome assembly. NCBI's taxonomy places the organism in Eukaryota, Fungi, Glomeromycota, Glomeromycetes, Diversisporales, Gigasporaceae.
AUGAGCACAACGGAAGAGCUUCAGAAUCUAGUUCUCACAACUCUCGAUGUAAGAGGUACAAUUCUCAACACAAAAGAUCUUGUAACCUCUGAUAACAAGGAGGUGGAUCAAUUAGCAUUACUCGGCGCCUUGAAGAGUUUGAGUAUUGCAGACAAAGAGAUGGUCAAAUAUGAAACUAUUGAAGAAGAAGUAUGGAUACUGACAGAUGAGGGGAAUGAAAUUGCUAAUAAAGGAAGCCACGAAGCCAAGGUCUUUGAUGCUAUUCCUAUUGGUGAAGAGGGAAUAGCCAUCUCUGCAUUACAUGAAAUUUUGGGCGAAACUGCAAAAAUUGGGCAAGGCAAAGCUUUCAAAAAUAAAUGGAUUACCAAGAAUGGUGACAAUCUAGUCCGCGCUGUUGAUUCCAUUAUAGAUCAAACGCGAAUUGAUCUCGAAGCGAUUCGUUCAACUGGAACGCAUUCAGAUCCAAAAGUGCUGUCUGAAUUGAGAAAAAGGAAACUUUGUGAUAAACAUAAAGUUAUUUCUUAUUCCGUAUCGAAAGGAUCCAAAUUCUCAUUGACUAUAGAGAAACAAGCUCGAGACGUAACAUUUGAGAUGCUUCAAAGUGGUGAAUGGAAAAAAGCAAAUUUCAAAAAAUAUAACUUUGAUGCUCUUGGUAUACCACCUUCAGGUGGUCAUUUGCAUCCACUAUUGAAGGUUCGCGAAGAAUUUCGGCAAAUUUUCUUUGAAAUGGGUUUUGAAGAAAUGCCAACAAAUAAAUUUGUUGAGUCAUCUUUCUGGAAUUUUGACUCUCUCUUUCAGCCUCAACAACAUCCUGCUCGUGAUGCUCACGAUACUUUCUUUUUAAAGGAUCCUGCAAUUUGCACACAAUUCCCCACUGAAUAUCUUGAACGCGUUAAGGAGGUUCAUUCUGUUGGAGGAUAUGGCUCCAUUGGGUAUGGUUACGACUGGAAAAUCGAAGAAGCACAAAAGUUGAUUUUAAGAACACACACCACCGCAGUAUCUUCGCUCAUGCUAUAUAAACUUGCACAACAGAAAGAAUUCAAACCGGUUAAAUAUUUCUCCAUAGAUCGUGUAUUCAGGAACGAGACUGUAGAUGCUACUCAUUUGGCUGAAUUCCACCAAGUGGAAGGUGUUAUUGCAGAUAAAGGAUUAACGCUUGGGGACUUAAUUGGAUUUAUGAACACUUUUUUUAAUAAAAUGGGGGUAAAAAACCUUCGGUUUAAACCUGCAUAUAACCCGUAUACUGAACCGAGUCUUGGUAAAUGGGUGGAACUAGGAAAUUCUGGUAUGUUCCGUCCAGAAAUGUUAGAACCAAUGGGAUUGGAUCCAGACGUUCGGGUUAUCGCUUGGGGUUUAAGCUUAGAAAGACCUACAAUGAUAAAAUACGGAAUCAAUAAUAUUCGCGAGUUACUUGGACACAAAGUUAAUUUAACCAUGAUUCAAAACAAUCCAAUAUGUUUAUUUUGA